CGGGCCGGCUCCCGGAGCCCCGCGGAGCCCCGCGCCGCGCCGAGGAGCCAGCGGCCACCCGAGGCUCGGCGCUCCCGGCCGCCCCGCGGGCUCUGCUAUGAUCGGUGGGCGCCGGGAGCAGCAUGGGCAGCGUCAGCAGCCUCAUCUCCGGCCACGGCUUCCACAGCAAGCACUGCCGCGCCUCCCAGUACAAGCUCCGCAAGUCCUCGCACCUGAAAAAGCUCAACCGCUACUCGGACGGGCUGCUCCGCUUCGGCUUCUCGCAGGACUCCGGCCACAAGUCCGGCUCCAAGAGCAGCAAGAAUGAGGAUUUCUUCUACAUCAAGGUCAGCCAGAAGUCGCACGGCUCGCAGCGGCCGGACUACACCGCCCUGGGCGGCGGCGAGCGGGGCGCGCCCGCCGGGACCAGCGCGCUGGACUUCGGCGCGCCCACGCCGCAGAAGCUGAUGCCUUUCCCCGGCCAGCUGGAGGUGGGCGGGGAGAAGCCGCUGCCUCGUCCCACGGCCUUCAAGCCGGUGCUGCCGCGCUCCGGGGCCAUCCUGCACUCGAAGCCCGAGAGCGGGGGGCCCCUGGGCCAGCAGCUGCACCCCCCGGAGAAGGGCAAGGAGCAGGAGCUGCGGCCGCUGCCCUGCUCGGGGGGCCUGUCCGACUCCGGCCGCAACUCCAUGUCCAGCCUGCCCACGCACAGCACCAGCAGCAGCUACCAGCUGGAGCCCCUGGUCACCCCCAUGGGCCCCAUCAGCCGCUUCGGGGGCUCUGCCCACAACAUCCUGCAGUGCGCCGUCAUCCAGGACAGCAACAUGAUGAGCCUCAAGGCCAUGUCCUUCUCCGACGGCGGCAACAAGAUCCUGAACCCCGGCAAGGCCCCCCAGCACCGCCCCGCCGCCGAGAAAAGCGCCUGCCUGCGCUCGCCCAUCGCCACGGAUGAAUCCACCAUCCAGGAGCUGGAGCAGAAGCUGCUGGAAAGGGAGGGCGAGCUGCAGGAGCUGCAGUCGAGCUUCGAGGAGAAGGAAAUCAGCUCCUGCCAGGCCUACGAGGAGAAGCAGCGGCGCUGCAAGGAGGAGCUGGAGGGGCUGAAGCAGAAAUGCAACAGCAAGCUCAAGCAAACCUCGCAGAAGACGCAGCGGACGCAGCAGGUGCUGCACCUGCAGGUGUUCCAGCUGCAGCAGGAGAAGCAGCAGCUGCGGGAGGAGCUGGAGAAGCUCAUGAAGGAGCAGAACCUGCUGGAGACCAAGCUGAGGUCCUACGAGAAGGAGAAGACCAGCUUCGCCCCGGCGCUGGAGGAGACGCAGUGGGAGGUGUGCCAGAAAUCCGGGGAGAUCUCGCUGCUGAAGCAGCAGCUGAAGGAGUCGCAGACCGAGCUGACCACCAAGACCACGGAGAUCCUGAGCCUGAAGGCGCAGCUGAAGGAGGUGAGGCUGAAGAUGGAGGGGCUGGAGAUGAAGACGCAGGAGCUGGAGGUGUCGCUGCGCACCAAGGCCAUGGAGCUGGAGGUGUGCGAGAACGAGCUGCAGCGCAAGAAGAACGAGUCGGAGCUGCUGCGGGAGAAGGUGAACCUGCUGGAGCAGGAGAUCCUGGAGCUGCGCUCCGAGCUGGCCGUGCUCCGCGAGCAGCUCAGCGAGGCGCCGCGGCCGGGCGGGGACGAUGCCCAGGCCCUGCAGGGGCAGCUGGAGCGGCUGCGGGCCGAGCUGAAGGCCGAACGCGACAGCAACGAGCAGAUGAGCUGCAGCUUCCAGCACGAGCGGCAGACGUGGAAGGAGGAGAAGGAGAAGGUGAUCCACUACCAGAAGCAGCUGCAGCAGAGCUACCUGCACAUGUACAAGAGGAACCAGAGCCUGGAGAAGAUGCUGCAGCAGCUGGCGGCGGGCGAGGACGGCAAGGAGCCCAUCGAGCUGGAGAUCCCCGGCGCCGACGUCCCCUACGAGGACAUCAUCGCCACCGAGAUCUGAGCCGCUGUCCCCUCCCGAGGCGCUCGGCCCCGCCGUGCCGCCCAGCCGUGUCCCCCCGUCCCUCCGUCGUGUCCCAGAGGUGACAAAGCCACUCGUGCCCAUGGUGACGUGCCCGCAGCUCCCCCGCCCCGGCACCGCCCCGAGGAGGGCAGGGAUCAGCGCUCCGGGGAAUGCUCUGCCAUCCGUGCCCAGCGCCCAGGGGUGCUCUGCGCCAGGCUUGGGCAACACGGCCUGGCCCUGCUUGGGGGUGGCACAGCUCCUGGGGUGGCCCAGCACCAUCCUGCCCGCUGAUGGUGGCAGGAAUCAGUCCCAAUGUGUGUCCAGCUGCCAGGAUGGCCCAGCUCCUGGGGUGGCCCAGCUCCUGGGAUGGCAGAGAUCCAGGGAUGGCAGAGAUCCUGGGAUGGCACAGCUCUUGGGAUGGCCCAGCUCUUGGGAUGGCACAGCUCCUGGGAUGGCACAGCUCCUGGGAUGGCAGAGAUCCUGGGAUGGCAGAGAUCCUGGGAUGGCCCAGCUCUUGGGAUGGCAGAGAUCCAGGGAUGGCAGAGAUCCUGGGAUGGCAGAGAUCCUGGGAUGGCCCAGCUCCUGGGCACUGUCCUGCCGGCUGAUGGUGUCAGGAAUCAGCCCCAGUGUGUGCCCAGCUCCUGGGAUGGCAGAGUUACAAGGAUGGCACAGCUCCUGUGAUGGCCCAGCACCAUCCUGCCGGCUGAUGGUGGCAGGAAUCAGUCCAAGUGUGUGCCCAGGUCCUGGGAUGGCAGAGCUCCUGGGAUGACAGAGCUCCUGGGAUGGCAGAGAUCCUGGGAUGGCAGAGCUCCUGAGAUGGCACAGCUCCUGGGAUGGCCCAGCACCAUCCUGCCGGCUGAUGGUGGCAGGAAUCAGUCCAAGUGUGUGCCCAGUUCCUGGGAUGGCAGAACUCCUGGGAUGGCAGAGAUCCUGGGAUGGCCCAGCACCGUCCUGCCUGCUGACAGUGGCAGGAUUCAGCCCUAAUGUGUGCCCAGCUGCCAGGAUGGCACAGCUCCGUCCUGCCCGCUGCCCAUGGCAGGAAUCAGUCCCAGCUCCCUGGAGGAAGCUCCUGCUCCUCCUCACCCUCCGUCGGCGCCGAUGCCAGGGCGCCGCGCGAGCACGGAGCCACCUCUGCCACUGCCACAUCCACCCUGCCAGCCCGUGAGGGCCUCAGGAAGGUCCCCACCUGCUCACACCCCCCGGUACAGCCCAACCUCCCCAAAUCCCCCUGCAAUCACCCCAAAAUCCUCGUUCAGUCCGAGCACAGCCCCCUGCACCGCACCCACAGCACCCACAGCCCUCCCGGCGCCCCCACGGGCUCCGGCCCUGCAGCAGCUGCGCCCCAGAGUUCACAGGAAUGUGCCAGCCAUGCUCUGACCAAGGAAUGGGGUUCGUGCUCACCCCACAGCCCCCUGCACUCGCUAGGGCUGUCCCUCCCGGGACCCCCGGCUGCCUUAUCUCCUCCCGCGCCCCGAUCCCAUGGGAUCCGGCCGAGGGGAGCUGGUUAAACACCCCAAACCAACCACUUCCACCUUAAUUUCUACCCCAGCUCUUAAAAGUUCCUCCUGCCGCCAGCGAGUGGCUCCACAGAUGAGGAGUGGCGCUGCUGGUGACCCUCGUGUCCCCCUGCGUGGGGAGGGAACCGCAGGACCCAGUUUGUGGGGUGGGGGCUCCAGCCGAGACCCCGUUGUGCCAGUGCAAUGAUAUUUUUGCUGCAAUUAUUUACCCACUGCCCCAUUCCAGGGCUCCUGGGGGGUCUUGCACAAUCCCAACGCCGCUAAUUUGGCCCCGGGCUCUGAGCUGUGCAAAAUUCCGCGUCCCUCGCGCCACUCCAGCCUGGAAAGCGACACACGGGAACCAGUCUGUGCCUUCUGCACCCGGCCCUGAGCACCCCAAACCUCUGCCACAGCGCUCCCAGCUGGGCCUGGCACUGCCCGGCUGGGUCUGGCACUGCC
Messenger RNA from Lonchura striata (white-rumped munia), 3904 nucleotides. RefSeq names its product leucine zipper tumor suppressor 1 (gene LZTS1). Gene Ontology annotation, cellular component: dendritic spine. NCBI's taxonomy places the organism in Eukaryota, Metazoa, Chordata, Aves, Passeriformes, Estrildidae. Gene Ontology annotation, biological process: regulation of dendrite morphogenesis; regulation of synaptic plasticity. The record is from RefSeq and is a predicted model, not a curated record.